Molecule: messenger RNA, 669 nt
Organism: Helianthus annuus (common sunflower)
Lineage: Eukaryota; Viridiplantae; Streptophyta; Magnoliopsida; Asterales; Asteraceae
Exons: 3
Coding region: 1-669 (222 amino acids)
Source: RefSeq, a predicted model, not a curated record
AUGGUUCAAAAAUCUCGACCUAAAUCACCAGUUGUUUCAAAAGAUAAAAAGGAAAUGAUUUCUCCAAUCCGUAUUCUGAAAAGAGGUGAAUCGUUGAAGUCGGAGGAUAAGCCGAAAUCGAUUUUCGGGAUUGGCGAAUCCUCUAAGACUAGCAAGACUUCAAAGUUUUAUCCCAAGAUGAAAAUUUUUGAAAAUCAGUCGUGGAUCGUGAAAUCAAAACCGUUAGUUGAGAUCAAGAAAAUGGUGAACGUUUUAAAAAAUGAUUCAAAUCUUUUUAAAGAUGAUGUGGUUGAUUUUGAAAAUGAAAUUGAUAAGUUUCUUGAUGAAUUUCCUCCAAUAACCAGCAAAAAUAAAACAGUUGUAAAAAAAGAGAUUCCAAAUGGGCUGCCCAAGUCAAUUCUAUCAAGAUGGAUUACGGACAUUGGAGCAUCACGACAUAUGACUGGGUCUUUAGCUCUUCUUUAUGAUGUUAAGUCGAUCAAUGGAAGCUAUGUUGGGUUCGUAGGGAAUCAAGGAGGAAGAAUUGUCGGUCAAGGAACGCUUACAAACGGAGUAAUCUCAUUUGACAAAGUGAAUUUUAUCGUAGAGUUAACGAACAACUUACUAAGGGAAGCAGACUCGAAAGUCACAUCCACCGAAGAUGCUCAACUCUAUCAGGUUACCUCUUGA